AUGGCUCCGCCUCAUCAACCGACCACUCCGCAACGUCAGCGGAGUUAUCGAGAAUUUCUUGUCGACUUGAAUCAAACAUAUGAGCUUGAAAUCCCGGUCCCGCAGGACUGGUCGCCUGUCGCUCGUGGAAGUAAUAGUUCGGCAGCACUGGAAGUCUUCGAAGGCCUUCGAUUGCUGUUUUGGAGCCAUCGGCCGAUCCUGGACCGUGUCCUCGCUGACUUUGAGGAGUGGAUCGCCAGAAAUCGGCCAUGCACCAAGCAACAGUGGAAUUUUGUGAAAUGGCGGUACGAGCAACAACCACAAGUACUGAGUCAGAAAGACAGAGACCAGCGGGUGGACCAUUUGUUUCUUUUACUUCGAAGCGAACUAUGCUUACUCAAGAAUAAGCGUAUGGACUCAAAUGAUCGGGCAUCCGUGAAUCCGAGAGAUGCCAGGAUAGGAUGUUCACCCAAGAAGCGCCGAUUCUCGAGUGAAGGUGAUGAUGAAUAUCGCACAGCGCCCAGCUCGCCAGCCAAGAGAAACCAGCCCGUUACACCUGAUCUCAGGCAAUUGAAAAUCUCGGAACAGAGUGAGCGGUGUUUGAAUCAGCGGGGCAAUGGAAAUGGAGUGCAAACGCCAGCGCCCACUUUCUUGGAAAGACUCAAAGCCAGUCAGACAGUUGCGCACAAUGAGAGACGAUAUGAUGCGCCUCACCCAGCUAUGGAUGCAAUGAAUACAAGUUUCUCGACUGUCACUAGCUCGGUCUUGUUUGCAUCGCAUAGUGAAGGAAUAGAAGAAUCAUUUGCAACUGACAUCACCGAACCAAUGGAUUCCCAGUCAACCUAUGCCGAUUCUAUUGUCGGCGCAUUCAUUGAACAGGAGAUGAGUCUGAGCGCCGACACGCCUGCUUUGAAUGAACGGGCAAGCUCUUUACAGGAGCAAUUGGUCACGCAGCUCUUGCAAGAUGGGCCUUUCUCCGUCGAUCAACCACUUCCGGCGAGAAUUUCACUGCGUUCUCGAUACGAAUUAGAGCGUAUUUCACGAGUCUGGAACGUUCCACUCGACCAAAUGCUGAAGAACUCAUCUGUCUACACUGACCAUGACAAGUUUUGGACAUGGGUUCAAAACCAUCAUUUACGAGGAGACCGUCCCAGUCCAGAAAAGUCCCCCCGCGGGGUUUGGGAAGCUGCGGUAGAUGGCUUCAAGACGGGAAAACACUCUGAAGUCGUGGUCAUGACAGGAGAACUGGAUUGGUGCGUGAAGAACGAACCCGGCAUCUUCAAAUUGCGCUUGAAUCCUCUUAAAUCAGAACGCACCUGUCGCUUCCAUCGACGGUUUGGAUCCGAUCGGUUUUUGACAAUUACCAUCCCCGCCGCAGCUCGACCACCAGUCCAUCUCAGAUUCGAAGAACAACCAUCUGUUCUUCGACAGAGCAUUGCGGCUUGGCUAACUCGAAAUGAUCACCACUGCCUUGGACGCACUUGGCGCGCCUUCUUCAUGGAGGAAGUCAAAUCGAAGAAGAAAGUCAAGGCCGAGCCCCGCUUUCGCGUUGAGUUCUUUGCUGUCGAUGGUGUAGAUUUCCUGGGUAAAUCUCUCGCGUCUCUUGCUCCGCCGAAUCAAGCUAGUGAGAAACACACGCCAAUGAGUUUGGAAGACCUUCUUGAAUGGCAUAUGCCUGCCGCGGCGAAUCGCAACCAGAAAAAUUGCAAGUUGUUCCAGCGCAUUUCUUUGGGGUUGUCCAAGACAUGGGCAUCUGUGGUUAUUCCGUGUACUCGGGUGAUCAAUCUACCUGAUGUUCGCAGACCUCAUCAACCUGUCAUGAAUGAUGGUUGUGCUUUGAUGUCUCGCAAUUUGGCAAGACGGAUCUGUGAGCAGCUUAAGAUCAAUGGCGAUCUUCCGAGUGCAUUUCAAGGUCGAAUCGCGGGUGCUAAAGGUCUUUGGAUGGUUGAUGGUGAGGUACCGAGGCAUGGCGCUUUCCAUAAAGACGGAGGCGAUGGCAUAUGGAUUGAGAUCUCGGAUUCACAAUUGAAGAUUAAGCCGCACCCGGUCAAUUGGAAAGAUCCUGUCGAUGAAGAGAAGCUUACUUUUGAGGUGGUUAAUUGGUCUAAAUCAUUGCAUCCGGUGGAUCUCAAUAUCCAGCUUCUUGGUAUUCUUGACUUUGGGGGACACAUGAAGGAGUACAUUGCAAAGUUGACACAUGAUGGUGUCUGGGCAUUGUAUCAUGACUUUGCGUACGUGCUACAGACAAACGAUGCUGUUCAUUGUCGGAGUCUUCUCCAAAAGCUUCGUCCAUCAGGUGAGGAUGGACCACAUAAGGCGCGGCGAAUAGAGCAGUGGAAUAUGAAUGAUGCCGAGUACAUCAUUCGCUUGUCGGAGGCUGGCUUCAAGCCUCAAUCGUUCCGUCCUCUUCGACGUCGUCUACGGAGGUUUCUGGAGUAUCUGCUGGAGCGACAUGUUGAGGAACUCCACAUUCAGGUGCCACUGUCCACGUAUGCUUACUGUAUCGCUGACCCUUACGGUGUUCUUCAACCGGACGAGGUCCAUUUCGGACUGUCGACCAAUUGGCGAGAUCCGAAUAAUGAGUUCCUCGAUAACAUGGUCACCGGAAGGGAUGUCUUAGUCGGUCGAUUACCGGCUCAUGUUCCAUCUGAUAUUCAACGCCGUAGGGCUGUGUGGAAGACCGAGCUCCGACAUUUCAAGGAUGUGAUUGUGUUCCCGACGACGGGCAAUAUACCACUUGCGCACAUGUUGUCUGGUGAUCUCCCACAUGUGGAGUUCCCGCCGCAGCACUACGGCCUCACAGAGCACUCGGUGCCUAUGGCUGAGCUGUCCACGACUGCGGACUUCUUACUGAGCGCGUUCGAGUUCAACCUGACCAUGUCCAGCCUGGGAAAGUGCACAGUUGAGCAUGAGAAGGUUUCGUACGACGAGUCAAUCGAUAGCCCCAACGCCAAAGAACUGGCCUGUCUCCUCAGUCAUCUAGUUGAUGGACGAAAAGGUGGUGUCCAUCUGUCCGAGCUCGCAUGGCAAGAAUACCGCAAGAAGAUCAGCCCGAAAAAUCGAUCCCCACCUGCAUAUCGUCUUCCACUCCGCAAACCCAAGACAAGCAACAUAGUCGACUAUUUGAAAUUCGUGGUCGCCAAGACUCAACAUGAUGCAAUCCUGAAGCAGCUCAAUGAUACGUAUCCCGAAGAUGUAGGUCUGGAUGACCGGGACGAAGACCUCAUUCGUCCAUGGCAGGAGGCCAUCACCGCUGCCGACAAACGUGAACCCAACUGCAGGGAGUUGAGCAUUGCACUGUCACAAAUGGAACAAAAUGUCAAAUCAAUCUUCGGCCAGUGGAUGAUUUCUUUCACGAACUCGAAUGAGAGAGAGACCUUCUCGCCCAAAUCACGCGAGGUCAUCUGCAGACUCUCCUCUUCCCACCACCUGAAGGGUCCCACUGGCUACUUUGCCUCUGGCGCAAUCGACCGGACGAAUGGCAACGAUUACUGGUCCUCGCGCAGUGUUAUCCACGAUGUGCUCGCUACCUACCGAGUCAAUCAGAAGAUGGUUGCCCGACUCACGGCUAGAGAGACCCUCACCAAGCCCGAGGCAGUCGAGGAGGAUGCAGACGAGUAUGAAGGCGCAGAGGCCAUCGAGUCCCUCGUGUCUUCCCAAGGAUGGGAGGUCCAUGAUUAUUUUGACGACGGCAUGUCCGUCGAAUGA
Molecule: messenger RNA, 3687 nt
Organism: Penicillium maclennaniae
Lineage: Eukaryota; Fungi; Ascomycota; Eurotiomycetes; Eurotiales; Aspergillaceae
Product: RNA dependent RNA polymerase
Exons: 3
Coding region: 1-3687 (1228 amino acids)
Biological process (GO): siRNA processing
Cellular component (GO): nuclear RNA-directed RNA polymerase complex
Molecular function (GO): RNA-directed RNA polymerase activity
Source: RefSeq, a predicted model, not a curated record